GAUAGAAGCCCUAUCUUCACCAUAACUAGACAUAAUGGAAGCCCUUCUCAUUCUCUUCACUAUCAUCUCAUCCAUGACAACCUGCACAGGGGCAAGCCUUAAUCUUCCAGCAGAAACCGAAAUGGAGUUCAUUAAGACUUCAUGUGAUGAAGUGACAUUGUAUCCAGAUUUAUGCUUCCAAUCACUCUCUCCUUAUGCUUCCACUGUUCAUAUGAGCCCUAGAAGAUUAGCUCAAGUGGGACUUGCUGUAAGCCUAACUAGUGCAAGAUCCACUUCAGACAUGGUGGUGAGCUUGUCUAAACAGAAUGAUAUGAGUCCUAGUGAAGCAGCAGCGGUUGCAGAUUGCGUCGAAACCACCGGUGACUCUAUCGAUGAGCUUGAACAAUCUUUGGUGCAGAUGAAACACCUUAGAGGCUCUGAUUUUGAUUUGAAAUUGAGCAAUAUACAAACAUGGGUGAGUGCUGCUUUAACUAAUGAUGAUACAUGUAUGAAUGGGUUUGAAGGAAAUGCCAUGAAUGGAAAUAUCAAGAACACAAUUAGAAGUGGAAUUCUAAGUGUUGCUCAGCUCACUAGCAAUGCCUUGGCCCUAAUUAAUAGGCUAUCCUCUAUUGAAGCCAAUAUUGUACCUUAGUUUCUACCUCCAUUUUAAGUUAUUCACAGUCAAAAAGGUUUCAAAA
Molecule: messenger RNA, 677 nt
Organism: Macadamia integrifolia
Lineage: Eukaryota; Viridiplantae; Streptophyta; Magnoliopsida; Proteales; Proteaceae
Product: pectinesterase inhibitor 7-like
Exons: 1
Coding region: 35-631 (198 amino acids)
Biological process (GO): negative regulation of catalytic activity
Molecular function (GO): enzyme inhibitor activity
Source: RefSeq, a predicted model, not a curated record